Molecule: messenger RNA, 1050 nt
Organism: Entamoeba dispar SAW760
Lineage: Eukaryota; Evosea; Mastigamoebida; Endamoebidae
Product: vacuolar sorting protein, putative
Exons: 1
Coding region: 1-1050 (349 amino acids)
Biological process (GO): retrograde transport, endosome to Golgi; intracellular protein transport
Cellular component (GO): retromer complex; retromer, cargo-selective complex; late endosome
Source: RefSeq, a predicted model, not a curated record
AUGAGUGACCAGAAAUCAACCAAACCAAUAUAUACAACUGAAGAAGAAGAAAUAAAUUUUAGAGUUAAUUCAAUAAAACAAAGUGAUAUAAAAAUGAAUAAAGAAUUAGAUAAUGAGAAAAUACAUGAAGCCAUAGAAACGGCAUAUAAUAUUGCUGACCAUUUAAGAACAAUUACACUAACCCCCAAAUUAUAUUACUCGUUAUAUAUAGAAAUUCAAACAAUAUUUACAACAUUAAUAUCAAGAAUUUGUGAAAUAAAACAAAAGUCUAUAUUAAAAUUAUAUGAAAGAGUUCAGUACUAUUCACACGUAGUUCCAAGAUUAUAUCUUAUGUGUACAAUCGGUUCUAUUUGUAUUGCAAAAAAAGAAGUACAAAUAACAUUAUUGUUAAAUGAUUUAUUAGAAAUGUGUAAAUGUGUUCAACAUCCAUCAAAAGGAUUGUUUUUAAGAAGUUAUUUAUUAUAUGUUAUUAAAAACUAUUUACCAACAACAUUAAUAGAAAAUAAUAAAACUGAAGGCUCGUUAGAUGAUUCAAUUCAAUUUUUAUUAACAAAUUUUAUUGAAAUGAAUAAAUUAAAUAUUAGAUUAGCACAAAGACAACAAGAAAAUCAAGUUCAAUUAUGUCAAUUAGUUGCUAUGAAUUUAAGUAUUUUAUCAAAUUUAGAUAUCCCACAAAAUACUUAUAAAACAAUUAUUUUACCUCAAAUUUUACAACAAAUUAUUUUAUGUGGUGAUGUCCAUUCUCAAACUUAUCUUAUUGACGCUGUUAUUCAAGCGUUUCCUGGUAAAUUUCAAUUAUUAACACUUAAACCAAUUCUUAGAACAAUUGUUACUUCACAAAAUGGAGUUAAUAUCGUUGAAUUAUUAAAAUCAUUAAUCAAACAAUUAAUUAAUUAUAUUAUUAUUGAAAAAACUGAUGAAACUGAUAUUUAUCCUUUAUUUGAUAAUUCUUUAAAAGACGCUUUAAAACAUGAAGAAAAUAAUAAAAAAGAAUUUAUUGGAUUACUUCCAUUAUAUAUUGAAUUAUUAGAGCACUGGUAUAUAAAAUGA